AUGGAGACAGUGUUGAAGUCUCACUGUGAUGAACAGCACCCUCAUCAGGCUGAAGACUUCCAUGGCAAGCACGAGCAGAACAGCAAGCUUUCAGGUAUAAAAAAGAAUUUUGAAAAACUUUAUGAAGCAGUGCCACAGCUUGUAAAUGUGUUCAAAAUUAAGGAAAAAAUUGGAGAAGGUACGUUUAGUUCUGUUUACUUGGCCACAGCACAACUACAAACAGGAUACGAGGAAAAAAUGGCUCUGAAACACUUGAUUCCAACCAGCCACCCUCUGCGAAUUGCUGCUGAACUUCAGUGCCUCACAGUGGCAGGGGGACAAGAUAACGUUAUGGGAGUUAAAUAUUGCUUUAGGAAAAAUGAUCACGUGGUUAUUGUUAUGCCAUAUCUGGAACAUGAAUCCUUCUUGGACAUUUUGAAUACUCUUUCCUUUGAAGAAGUGAGGGAAUACAUGUUUAAUCUGUUUAAAGCGUUGAGGCGCAUUCAUCACUUCGGUAUUGUUCACCGUGACGUCAAGCCUAGUAACUUCCUCUACAACAGGCGGCUAAAAGAGUAUGCCUUGGUAGAUUUUGGCUUGGCACAAGGAACCCCUGAUACAAAAAUUGAACUUCUCAAAACUGCUCGCUCUGAAGACCAGCAGGGAAGUUGCUCGCAAAAUAAUCCCACCAUAGCCUUGGGAAAUGGGGUUUCUGUCAGUGUCACAGCACCUAAACAGAUAGCUCAACAGUCAGCCUCAAAAGCAUCUGAUAAAAGGUCCAGCUCCCUUUCAAAAAUACAGAUUAAACAAGGAAGAGGAGGAAAGGAGGAUUCUGUGCACCAUUCCGUCCAGCGCUCUGUCUUUGGAGAGAGGAAUUUUAAUGUCUAUAGUUCCACAUACCAGGAGAACUCAAGUACAAAACUCAUAAAACAAUCAAAGAUGAUAGAUGUUUCAUCUAGGAAGUUAGUAGCAAAGAAGAAGAUUAUUUCUACCAAAACAGUGAGCAAUGGGGCAGCCAGGAAAGCUGCCAGUGGUUGUCCCUCAAACCUGACCUGUGACUGUUAUGCAACGGAUAGAGUUUGCAGUGUUUGCCUUUCAAGGUGUCAGCAAGUUGCUCCCAGGGCAGGAACACCUGGAUUCAGAGCACCAGAAGUACUGACAAAGUGCCCCACUCAGACCACAGCGAUUGACAUGUGGUCUGCAGGAAUCGUAUUCCUUUCUCUGCUCAGUGGACGGUAUCCAUUUUACAAAGCAAGUGAUGAUUUAACUGCUUUGGCACAAAUCAUGACAGUUCGUGGAUCCAGAGAAACCAUUCAGGCUGCUAAAACUUUUGGUAAAUCAGUUCUGUGUACCCAAGUUGUCCCAGCGCAAAACUUAAGAACCCUCUGUGAGAAGUUGAGAGGAACAAAUAGCAGCUGUAAGAGAUCCCAGAGUGAAGUGCGCAGCAAGUCUGUAAACGACUCAGCUUUGCCAGUUGCAGUGGACAAACCAUGUGCUCCUGAGACACUCGGAAAACAAAUUCAACACUUAAAGAGCUUUCAGGAAGGCGACGGUGCUUUGGAAAUGAAGGCAACAGACAUGAAAGGAUGGGAUCAGGUUCCUGAUGAAGCAUAUGACCUACUUGAUAAGCUACUAGACUUAAACCCUGCAACAAGAAUAACUGCAAAAGAGGCUUUGCUGCAUCCGUUUUUUAGAGACGUGAGACUCUGA
Pygoscelis adeliae (Adelie penguin) is the source of this 1686-nucleotide messenger RNA. It is a transcript of the gene CDC7, whose product is annotated as cell division cycle 7. Lineage: Eukaryota; Metazoa; Chordata; Aves; Sphenisciformes; Spheniscidae. The transcript has 11 exons. Gene Ontology annotation, biological process: protein phosphorylation; mitotic DNA damage checkpoint signaling. The coding region runs from base 1 to 1686 and encodes 561 amino acids. Gene Ontology annotation, molecular function: protein serine/threonine kinase activity; ATP binding. The record is from RefSeq and is a predicted model, not a curated record. Gene Ontology annotation, cellular component: nucleus.